UUGGAGGGGACUCAUCCGCCUAGACAGCAGCGAGCAGCCGUUGGUCGUGCGCUUUCGGUACGAUCAGUCGCGUUCGGCCGCUUGCGGUAAAGCGUCAGGUUACAAGUAUUGGACGCAGCGCGUGAAUCCGUCUCACAGUCUAAGAUUCUCUCGAUCGGUUGACUAGUUAACUGGCCUGCACAGUGCUUUAGGAGAUCCUCGAGCGAGAUCCUCGGACAGUGUUCGUUGUGCGGUUUUCUAUAUUGUGAUUGGAUUUUAUUCGUCUGCAAUAUACAUUGGAAUAUACGAGAUAUUGAUAGACAGGUAAUCGGAACUCGAGUCAUCGUUUUCGAACUGGCUUGGUUCGAAGAGAAUUGACUUGGGGAUUGAGAAGUGCGAGACUUUUUCGAGACGUCUAUAUGUUUCGUCUGUGACGGAAAGAGGAAACUAUUUUACUUUUUCGUUCGCGAUCGUUUUUCGUCUUAGUUUUCGUCUUAGUGUUCGCAUCGGAAAGAGACAAUUAAUCGCGAGCGCUUAAUACAUCGCGGAUACAUAGUAGCAGCGCGAGAGGUCAGAAGGAAGGGCAUAUAUACAUACAGGUGCUCGUGUGUCUGUACACAUAUACUUGUAUUCGUUGGAAGAGUAAGUUAGUAGGCAACGACGUGACAAAAACACGUCUAAAACUGAUUCGAUCGAGGUAGCGCGCAAUCUGUAUUAGAACGCGUGUGUCUAUCUUGAAUUUAUCCGAUUCGUCAUUGAUUGAUUAGGACAAAAGUAAGUUUAGGCAACGAGGUGACAAAUACACCGGCUGUCUAGAACUGAUCUUGAUAGAAGGUGAUAGUGCGCAACCUCCUACUGGAACGCGUGUGUCUAUCAUCCAUCAUCGUCUUGAGUUGGCCGAAUCACCCCAGCCGUUCUACUAUUCCUCGUGGUACAGCAAUAAUAUCGUUUCCCGCGCGCAGUGCGGAUUGGCUGGUAGCUGUAACCUCGAGAAGCGAGAGGAGCAAGCCAACGCGCACCGUUUUACUCGCGCUAGCGCCAUCAGGCAGAGAGAAGCAGAGAGGAGCAGAGGUGAACGGAAGAGCGGCAGCGGAAUCAGCAGCAGCAGCGGUAGCCUUGCUAUAACGGAGGGCAGCAGCGUGAACACGCCGAGGAGAGAGGGAAAAAGAAAGAGCGAGAGCGAGAGGGAAGAGGAGGUGGUUGUAGUCACCCGGCCGCCCGCCCGACCGACCGACCGACCGACCGACCGAGUUGUUUCAUUCAUAAAAAAGUUCUUUAUUACUCUCUGUGAGCGCAUGUGCUAUUCCACCACGGAGGAGGACCGAGUACUACUACUCCCCCGACCGGCUGUAGCGGCGUAACCACGUUUACACACGGCAUUAUUUACUACUGCGCGAGAUACGGAUCGGCAUCACACGCCGCACCGACAGCGUGGCGUACGGAUCAUUCUCUCUUUCUCUGUCUAUAACAGACGAAUUCUCUUUUAGAAAGAGAAUUCGUCUGUUUUCCUGGACGAUUCUGAAUUUGAUCGAGAGAUCGUUGCGAAAAGGAAGGAGGGAAGAGGAGAAAGAGCAGGGGGAGUUUCAUUCAGCGGUGAUCAUUUGUCGUCAUCCUCGCCGCGAAAAACUUCCGCCAAACUGGAUUCAUCCGAACUAAACUCCGCCGUGGACCUCACCCAAGAUUUGGGGCGAGGCACGGGUCAUAUUCAAAAUCGCCGAUUGAUGCGAGAUCGUCGGCAACAAUAUUCGGACAAGGACUCGCGACAUAAAAACAUUGACUUUUCAACGUCAUCCCAAGAUCUGCUAGGAUACGAAGGAAGGCAAGGAAACAGUUCGAAUAACAUCACACAAGGUAAUAAAUUAAAUUCAGUUAUGCCGCGUAACGAAGCACCGCAACGAUCAGCGGGAAAGCGUCCUUUAAGAGCGCUUACGCCGGAAGAAAAAUUAGAGGCCAUUAAGAGAGUCCACGAAGGUGAGUCGAAAGCGUCGGUAGCACGCGAUAUCGGAGUUCCAGAAUCCACUUUACGAGGGUGGUGUAAAGCGGAACACAAAAUUAUAAAUCAGGUUAAUAUGAAGAAUACUGGAGGCUUUGAAAAACUUACAUCAUCCUCGGAAAGCGAAGAGAAUAGAAGUACUCCAGGAUCAUCAUCGCGUCCUCCAUCUACGGGCAACUUGACUUCUGGACCAUCGACAUCAGGCGGCAAGGAACCAUCCGGUACCUUGGAGGAAAUCGAACCCUCUACGAAACGUAUGAAAGUGGAAAAUACCGAUAUACCAUCUACGAGCGAAUCGAUCAUAUCGUCAUAUUAUAGUCAAAGUAUGAUGAAUUAUAUAUAUGCUAUACUUAACCAAUCCACAUACAAAAAUACUUUUUUGGAACAUCAUCUAAUUGCCAACAAAGCUUUGUCUAAUACUCUUUUGGACAGUGCAUUUUCCUCAAGUAGCUAUUCCAUUAAUAAUACAGCGCUCGCAAGUGUAAUGAUGGGUAACACGAUGUCUAAUACGAUGAGCACACCAAAAGAUAUCAAUGGAAAGAAGAUGAAGCAUCGUGUAAACAUGUCCACGUCGAUGGGAAACACCUUUGCCAGGACCUCUUCGAAAAAACAGAGCUUAUCGCCGACUGGAAGAGAAAAUAAUUUAAUAUCUAUACCAUCAACAUCAUCAGGAAUCGUCAACGGUAAUCACGUCGGACCAACUAUGUCCAAGCCAUUGCAAGAUGGCAAACAUAUUAACGACAUUGCUAAACAAUUAUUACAUCAACAACAAAUAAAACAACAACAAUCAUUAAAUUGUGGUUCAGACUCACUAUCGCAGUGGACCAAUCAUUUUGAACCGACCACGCGGAAUAUUUUGGAUGAACGAUCCGUGCCAACCAACUCAGUCAACAACAAUAAUAAUAAUACCCAUAAAAAUAAUAAUCAGGUUGAAAAUCGCAAAGCGAACUCCACUCUUCCACCAGGAAUCCACGAAGCGGCCGAUCAUGGCCUCAAAUUUGUGACAUGGUUGAGAAAGUAUGGAUCCACUUUUACAUUUCAGCAGGUAAAACCAGUAGAAACCAUUGUUGAGCAAAUUGUUGCGCGAGUGAAAUCAAAAGAAAUCAAAUCGGACGAUAAAGCAAAUUCUAUGAGAUAGCUAAAGCAACGUAGAAAAAGAUUUGUGAAAUAAAAUAAUCGAAAAUAAGAUCUAAUAAUUAAAUAAAUUUUCUGUACUAUAAUCUUCAACAUUUGUAUAUUAGUCUAUAACUUCAUAUAUGAAUAUAUAUGUGUGUGUGUGUGUGUGUGUGUGUGUGUGUGUGUGUGUGUGUGUGUGUGUGUGUGUGUGUGUGUGUGUGUGUGUGUGUGUGUGU
This is a messenger RNA of Cataglyphis hispanica, 3324 nucleotides long. It is a transcript of the gene dan, whose product is annotated as ras guanine nucleotide exchange factor R. NCBI's taxonomy places the organism in Eukaryota, Metazoa, Arthropoda, Insecta, Hymenoptera, Formicidae. Gene Ontology annotation, molecular function: DNA binding. The coding region runs from base 1701 to 3110 and encodes 469 amino acids. The record is from RefSeq and is a predicted model, not a curated record. The transcript has a single exon.